AUGACAAAACACUGUCCACAUUACACCCGCUCUGGUCCACAUUACACCCGCUCUGGUCCACAUUACACCCGCACUGGUCCACAUUACACCCGCUCUGGUCCACAUUUCACUCACUCUGGUCCACAUUACACCCGCUCUGGAGCACAUUACACCCGCACUGGUCCACAUUACACCCGCUCUGGUCCACAUUACACCCGCUCUGGUCCAAAUUACACCCGCUCUGGUCCACAUUACACCCGCUCUGGUCCACAUUACACCCGCUCUGGUCCACAUUACACCCGCUCUGGUCCACAUUACACCCGCUCUGGUCCACAUUACACCCGCACUGGUCUACAUUACACCCGCACUGGUCCACAUUACACCCGCUCUGGUCCACAUUACACCCGCUCUGGUCCACAUUACACCCGCUCUGGUCCACAUUACACCCGCACUGGUCCACAUUACACCCGCUCUGGUCCACAUUUCACUCACUCUGGUCCACAUUACAUCCGCUCUGGAGCACAUUACACCCGCACUGGUCCACAUUACACCCGCUCUGGUCCACAUUACACCCGCUCUGGUCCAAAUUACACCCGCUCUGGUCCACAUUACACCCGCUCUGGUCCACAUUACACCCGCUCUGGUCCACAUUACACCCGCUCUGGUCCACAUUACACCCGCUCUGGUCCACAUUACACCCGCUCUGGUCCACAUUACACCCGCACUGGUCCACAUUACACCCGCACUGGUCCACAUUACACCCGCUCUGGUCCACAUUACACCCGCUCUGGUCCACAUUACACCCGCUCUGGUCCACAUUACACCCGCUCUGGUCCACAUUACACCCGCACUGGUCCACAUUACACCCGCACUGGUCCACAUUACACCCGCUCUGGUCCACAUUACACCCGCUCUGGUCCACAUUACACCCGCUCUGGUCCACAUCACACCCGCUCUGGUCCACAUCACACCCGCUCUGGUCCACAUUACACCCGCACUGGUUCACAUUACACCCGCUCUGGUCCACAUUACACCCGCUCUGGUCCACAUUACAUUCACUUUGGUCCACAUUACACCCGCUCUGGUUCACAUUACACCCGCACUGGUCCACAUUACAUUCACUUUGGUCCACAUUACACUCGCUCUGGUCCACAUUACACCCGCUCUGGUCCACAUUUCACUCGCUCUGGUCCACAUUACACCCGCUCUGGUCCACAUUACACCCGCUCUGGUCCACAUUUCACUCACUCUGGUCCACAUUACACCCGCUCUGGAGCACAUUACACCCGCUCUGGUCCACAUUACACCCGCUCUGGUCCACAUUACACCCGCUCUGGUCCACAUUACACCCGCUCUGGUCCACAUUACACCGGCUCUGGUCCACAUUACACCCGCUCUGGUCCACAUUACAUUCACUUUGGUCCACAUUACACCCGCUCUGGUCCACAUUACAUUCACUUUGGUCCACAUCACACCCGCUCUGGUCCACAUUACACCCGCUCUGGUCCACAUUACACCCGCUCUGGUCCACAUUACACCCGCUCUGGUCCACAUUACACCGGCUCUGGUCCACAUUACACCCGCUCUGGUCCACAUUACAUUCACUUUGGUCCACAUUACACCCGCUCUGGUCCACAUUACACUCGCUCUGGUCCACAUUACAUUCACUUUGGUCCACAUUACACCCGCUCUGGUUCACAUUACUAUCGUGGGCAUUUGUGGACCUUCAUAGUGGAAGUAAAAAACACAACUGAAUAA
Molecule: messenger RNA, 1737 nt
Organism: Biomphalaria glabrata
Lineage: Eukaryota; Metazoa; Mollusca; Gastropoda; Planorbidae
Product: DNA-directed RNA polymerase II subunit RPB1-like
Exons: 2
Coding region: 1-1737 (578 amino acids)
Source: RefSeq, a predicted model, not a curated record